CUGUCACACUGUAUAAAAGUUACUUAUGAGAUGGCGGCUGCUGAUCUGAAAGCUGAGCUGACCUGCUCCGUGUGCCGGGAGAUCUACACCGACCCUGUAACCCUGCCCUGUGGCCAUAACUACUGUCGGGUCUGUAUUGGGAGACAUUGGGACUGGCAGGAGGGGAUAGAGGAGGAUCCUUCCUGCCCUGAAUGCAGAAAAACAUACAGGAGACGCCUGGAACUGAACAGGAACCUGAGGCUUCGUAAUAUAGCAGAGAGUUUCCUCCCUACUGACCCAGAGCAGGAAUGUUCCGCGAUCAUCUGCACUUACUGUGACUUCCCUGUGUCGGCAGCUAAAUCCUGUCUGCACUGUGAGGCCUCUCUGUGCGAUAAACAUGUCCGGGGGCACAGCCGGGCAGCAGAACAUGUACUUACUGACCCCACCGCUUCCUUUGGGCACAGAAAAUGCUCCGAACACAAGAAAAUCUUGGAGUUUUACUGCCACAAAGACGAGGCUUAUAUCUGUGCCUGCUGCCUGGUUGGAGAGCACAACGGGCACAGGGUGGAGCUGCUCCAUGAUGUCUCUGAGAAGAUGAAAGUGAAACUUAAACAUAUUCUGGAGAAACUGAGCCCCGAGAGAGAGGAGGCUGAGGGGCAAAUCCAGAGGCUGCAGGAGCGCAGGAGGGAAGGGGCAGAAAAAGCAGCCGGAGAGACAGAGAGAGUCAUUGCCCUGUUUAGGGACAUCAGGGAACGGCUGGAAGCCCUAGAGAAGCGACUCCUGAGGGACAUCUCCAAGCAGGCUGAGGCUCUUUCUCUCCCAUUCUCCAAUAAAAUCCGGCAGUUGGAGAUAAAGAAGGACGAGCUGUCCAGGAAGAUCCGGCACAUUGAGGAGCUGUGCAACAUGGCAGAUCCACUCACUGUCCUACAGGCACGGGAACCUGAUGGGGCUGGAUUUCAUGGCACUGAGGGAGGAGAUGAUGAGAACAGGCACACAGAAGAUACAAAUGCCCCAGCUGUAGGGGAUCUGGAUGUGGGUCGGAUCUCGGAGACAUUACUCACAGGGUUGGAUCAGAUUGUACUUGGGGCAAAGGGACAGUGGUUCCCUGGGCAGGAGGCUACAGACCUGGUACUGGAUAUAAACACGGCUGGGAUUUUCUUGGCUGUGUCCGAAGAUAGGAAAACCACAUCCCUGUCACAAACAGACCAGGGCUACCCACCAUCGCCUGAGAGGUUUCAAUGGAGUCAGGUGCUGAGCACCGGGGGUUUUGCUUCCGGGCGCCAUUACUGGGAGCUGGAGAUCAAAGAAGGAGGGUGCUAUUGGCUAGGGGCCGCCUAUCCCAGUAUUGAGAGGAAAGGCAUCCAGUCCUGGAUCUGGAAUAGUAACAAGUCCUGGGGGUUGUACCUAGGGUAUAAUAAUGUCUAUUCAGUUACACAGGACAGGAAGGAGAGGAAUCUGAGUCGGACCGCUCAGUGCAGCAGAAUCAGGGUCUCAUUGGACUAUGAGGCCGGACACCUGUCCUUUUAUGAGCUGAGUGAGCCAAUCAGGCACUUACACACCUUCUCUGCCUCCUUCACUGAGCCCCUCCAUGCCGCAUUCUGGGUCGGGUGGGCUUAUUUUAGGGAACAUUGUUGGGUUAGAAUUAUUAGCUGAGGAAAUCUCUAACCCGCUCAGUUGAUAGGGUGAGGCGCCAGAGUCAUUCAUAGCAAUUCAUUACUAACUAUGCAGAUGUGCCUUUUUACUGUGCUAGGAUUGUAUAAACCUAAAAACAGGUAAUUUCAUGUCUUUUAGCCAAGAACACACACAUUAGAAUGAUGAAUAUUCCUCCACUGAUAUUUAUCUUUAUGGGGAUGAGCCCAUUGUUCAGGUGCCGAUUUGCCAAAAUGCUGCAUUGCACAUCUGAAUACAUUCUCAGUAAAGGCAGCCUUACACGGGCAGAUUUUAGCUGGUUAUCUGCCCCUGUAUGGGCACCACCGAUGGGUCUACCUGAAGGGAGAUCUGGCCUAAAAUUGGGCAGCUCUCAAUCGGGCAGGUUUGACUUUCCAUUGGAUCGGGGACCGCUUCGGCUUGUUUAUGGGGUCCCUGUUUCGACUGCACCUAUGCCCAAACAAUUUAGCCCAAUAUCGGCCACCUUUAGGUGGGCAUAUCAGGAGAAGAUCCCUUUGCUUGCCAUGAGCAGAUCUUACCAAGUAUGGCCACCUUAAGCAAUGUUUCUCAUUAUAGUUUACGCUUUCUUGGCUUUGGGCAAUGAAAGGGAACCAAUCACUGUGCACUGUGGCUUCCGUUACUUAAGCAUAUUUUUUUAGUUUAUUGCUGAAGUGCAAUUCAACCAUUUGUCUGUUAUUUAUGUGCAGCUCUAACCAUAAUAUGAAUUGUGUUCUACCUUCUGUAUAAUGUUUACCCUUUGUGUGCCAGAACUUGCACCCCCUAUAUACUGCUGUCACUACCCUUGUGGUGGCUGCACCAUUGCAGGGGUAUCUGUACACACUAAUAUAUUGCUCUCUCCUACCUCUGUGUUUGGAGUACUGUUCCAAUGGUACCAGUACCCCCUAUAUACUGCUGUCCCUACCCUUGUGGUGGCUGCACCAUUGCAGGGGUAUCUGUACACACUAAUAUAUUGCUCUCUCCUACCUCUGUGUUUGGAGUACUGUUCCAAUGGUACCAGUACCCCCUAUAUACUGCUGUCCCUACCCUUGUGGUGGCUGCACCAUUGCAGGGGUAUCUGUACACACUAUAUUGCUCUCUACCCCUGUGUUUGGAGUACUGUUCCAAUGGUACCAGUACCCCCUAUAUACUGCUGUCACUACCCUUGUGGUGGCUGCACCAUUGCAGGGGUAUCUGUACACACUAUAUUGCUCUCUACCCCUGUGUUUGGAGUACUGUUCCAAUGGUACCAGUACCCACUAUAUACUGCUGUCUCUACCCUUGUGGUGGCUGCACCAUUGCAGGGGUAUCUGUACACACUAAUAUAUUGCUCUCUCUACCUCUGUGUUUGGAGUACUGUUCCAAUGGUACCAGUACCCCCUAUAUACCACUUUCUACCUCUGGGCUGGGAGCCCCAUUCCUGUAAGACUUAUUCUCUCUGUAUACUCUUAUUCACAAACCUCUAUCUCCACUUUUUGUGUCUUUUAGACAUUAUUUUACUGACUUUUUUAAUGAAUUUGUCUUUAGCGUUUAGUAAAUCUGUUGUUCUGCCAUCAAACCCAGUCCCCCAUCCACAUGGAAUAAGGAUUUAGCCCUUUAGGGGCAUUCCCUGAGGGGGGAAACCAGGCAUCAUGUCUUCAGGACAGGCCGGGCUCUCUAAUGUAUUCUAUAUUUCUGUGUAAUUCCACUUCUGUAACAAGAUAUAAGGGUCUAAAUACCUUCUUCUCCAGCCCCU
This is a messenger RNA of Xenopus tropicalis (tropical clawed frog), 3358 nucleotides long. Its product is annotated as E3 ubiquitin-protein ligase TRIM7. Gene Ontology annotation, cellular component: cytoplasm. Gene Ontology annotation, biological process: antiviral innate immune response. The coding region runs from base 31 to 1632 and encodes 533 amino acids. Gene Ontology annotation, molecular function: zinc ion binding. The record is from RefSeq and is a predicted model, not a curated record. The transcript has a single exon. NCBI's taxonomy places the organism in Eukaryota, Metazoa, Chordata, Amphibia, Anura, Pipidae.